Neopsephotus bourkii (Bourke's parrot) is the source of this 246-nucleotide messenger RNA. RefSeq names its product histone H2A.J-like. The transcript has a single exon. Gene Ontology annotation, cellular component: nucleosome. The annotation marks the transcript as partial. Lineage: Eukaryota; Metazoa; Chordata; Aves; Psittaciformes; Psittacidae. The record is from RefSeq and is a predicted model, not a curated record. Gene Ontology annotation, molecular function: protein heterodimerization activity; DNA binding; structural constituent of chromatin.
AGAGUGGAAGUGUCCGGGCGCGGGAAGCAGGGCGGGGCGGUGCGUGCCAAGGCCAAGGCCAAGUCGCGCUCGUCGCGAGCUGGACUGCAGUUCCCCGUGGGCCGCGUCCAUCGCCUGCUGCGCAAAGGCAACUAUGCGGAGGGGGUGGGCGCCGGCGCCCGGGUGUACCUGGCAGCCGUGCUGGAGUAUCUGGCGGCCGAGAUCCUGGAGCUGGCGGGCAACGCGGCCCGCGACAACAAGAAUUGA